Messenger RNA from Solanum lycopersicum (tomato), 1612 nucleotides. RefSeq names its product interactor of constitutive active ROPs 4. NCBI's taxonomy places the organism in Eukaryota, Viridiplantae, Streptophyta, Magnoliopsida, Solanales, Solanaceae. The record is from RefSeq and is a predicted model, not a curated record.
UAGUACUCAAAACUAGUGUUUCCUGCUUCUAUUGCUGUGUUUGUAUGUUACUUUCUUGAAAUUAUUUCUGAAAACUUUCAGUUCCAAUGCAAUGUGGUGAACUUGAUGCAUUGUGUUGAUAUGCUUAAAACCGAUUUAUCCUAUUGUUAUGUUGUAGUUACUGUUCCUUUUUUCAGUAUGCCUUUGUGUAGUAUCUUGUCUUGAUUUUUUCAAUCCUAUUAUUGAGUGUCGAGGUGUAUCGGAAAUAAAUUAUCUACCUUCCAAGGUAGGGGCAAGAUCAAGACUUUUGAAGUUUUAGAAGCUUUGCAUCAUUUAACAUUUUAAGAAGGAACAAUGCCAAGAUCAAGGGGAUCAGAAAUGCCUCAAAGGCAAUCUCCUCGAGCCCCUUCGCAACUUAGAACAUCAAGCUCCGAGUCUGAUCCUAUACACCAUCGGCCAGUGACUGACCGGAGUCCUAAAUUAGGUGAUCGUCGCUCACCACGUGGUGCUCAAUCUGAUCCACUAAAUCAAAGGAAACUUGGAACUAGAAUUGCAGAUUUGGAAUCCCAACUUGGCCAAGCACAGGAUGAGCUCAAGUCCCUUAAAGGGCAGUUAGCUUCAGCUGAGGCUGCAAAAAAAGCAGCUCAAGAACAGCUUGAGAAGAAAACCAAGAAGCCAACUGUAGCUGAUUCUGACCAAAUCCAAGAAACCAACAAUGACAACAGAAUCAACCUGACUCAUGAAAUUCAUGAGGACGAUGAAAUGAAAGAAGCGGAUGUGUUUGAAGUUCCAGUUGAGAAGUUAACUCCUCCAAAUGUUGAAAUUAGCCACCCCUUUGCUGAAGAUGACUUGAAAAGUUCAAGUCUUUCACCUGAUGAAUCGGUGAAACCAUCGUUUGAAGAGCUGAACUUGAAGGAUGAAGAGAUAAGUUCAUUGAAAUCCAAGUUGGAGGAGAAAGAAAAAGAGCUUGAGGUUUUCAGCCAAGAAAAUGAAAACCUGAAAAAGGAGCUGAAUGAAAAGAUGCAAGAGAUAUCAUCCCUUAAGGCAAAGGAAGAUGAAACAAGCCUCAAGCUUAACCAAGUAGCCCAAGAGCUGGAAACAAGCAAGAAUGAUGGAGUUAACAUAAAGGAGAAACUUGAAGCCACUGAAAAGGCAAAAGAGGCAUUAGAAAAUGAAAUGAAGAAACUAAGAGUCCAAACAGAACAAUGGAGGAAAGCUGCAGAUGCUGCAGCAGCAAUAUUAUCAGGAGGAGGCAUUGAGAUGAAUGGGAGAAGGCUACCGGAGAGGUGUGGAUCAAUGGAUAAGCACUAUGGUAAUGUAUUUGAACCAGGUGUUGGCGGAUAUGGCGGUUACUUGGGUUCACCAGGGUUAGUUGAUGAUUCAGACGAUGUUUUUGGACAUGGCAAGAGAAAAGGUUCUGGUAUUAAGAUGUUUGGUGACCUCUGGAAGAAGAAGGGCCACAAAUAAGUAUCAUUUUGAUUGUCAUGUUUUGCCAGCUAAAUGGUCGCUCGCCAUUUUAUGUUUAUUGGCUAAUGUAUGGAUCUUGUUCUUGGCAUCUGGCCAAUACUACUACUAGUUAUGCUGAGUUUAAAUUUCUAUGUUAUCAGUAUCUUAUUAGCUUGAUAUGCCUUAA